Pelodiscus sinensis (Chinese soft-shelled turtle) is the source of this 464-nucleotide messenger RNA. The record is from RefSeq and is a predicted model, not a curated record. NCBI's taxonomy places the organism in Eukaryota, Metazoa, Chordata, Testudines, Trionychidae.
UUGCAGAUUGAGUUUAACAAGGAGGAGCUGGAAGAUUACAGGGAGGCUUUUCAGCUCUUCGACCGGGUUGGGGACGGCAAGAUCCAGCUAAGCCAGUGUGGGGACGUGCUGCGGGCCCUGGGCCAGAACCCCACCAAUGCCGAGGUCAUGAAGGUGCUGGGGAACCCCAAGAGCGAUGAGCUGAACUCCAGGCGGGUGGAGUUCGAGCAGUUCCUGCCCAUGCUGCAGACCAUCGCCAAGAACAAGGACCAAGGCACCUACGAGGACUACGUGGAGGGGCUGCGGGUCUUCGACAAGGAGGGGAACGGCACCGUCAUGGGGGCCGAGCUGCGCCACGUGCUCUCCACACUCGGUGAGCGCCCGAGCCAGGAGGGGGUGGACGCGCUCCUAGCUGGGCACGAGGACGCCAACGGCUGCAUCAACUACGAAGCCUUCGUCAAACACAUCCUGUCUGGCUGAGCAGG